This is a messenger RNA of Gamsiella multidivaricata, 3990 nucleotides long. RefSeq lists its product as uncharacterized. Bases 54 to 3809 code for a protein of 1251 amino acids. The transcript has 7 exons. Gene Ontology annotation, molecular function: protein binding. The record is from RefSeq and is a predicted model, not a curated record. NCBI's taxonomy places the organism in Eukaryota, Fungi, Mortierellomycota, Mortierellomycetes, Mortierellales, Mortierellaceae.
GCCUAAGCGCAUGCUACCAUUGCCCAGUCGCUCGCCUGCAGAUCCAUGCACUAAUGCCAGCACAGGCCAACAACGCCCCGGAUCACGCCACCACAUCGCACUCAUCACACCAGGCCGACAAGAAACCGUGGUCAAUCAAGGCGCAAAGGCUUAAGGACGAACAGAUUCAGGCUUUCUGUCGGGAGUAUGCAAAGAGGAUUGCCACAGUUUUGACUCAGCAUACUGCUACAGAAGCUAUAAGGAAUACUAGGAAGGAGCACAUUGUCUGGCCAUCGCCAGAAGCACUGAUGGAAUUAUAUACAAAGCUAUUACGUGAAGAGGGCUCAAUAGAUCCCAAAAUUAGGGAAAUUCUUUCGGACAAGUCGUUUGUCGUGUCUAGUUUCACCACCAAUCUCGCAGAAAAACUGGAGCAGCAACUAGGCCACUCUCUUCAAUUAUCACAGCAGCGAGAACCCUGCGGCUGUGGCAUCGAUCAUAACGACCAUAUCUCUUUGGAUUUUCCGGAUGAUAGUUAUGAGGAUGAGCCGGACGAAGAGGAUUAUGAUGAUGAGGACGAGGACGAUGAGGAUGAGGACGACGAGGACGAAGAUGACGAAGACGACGAAGACUAUGAUGAUGACGAAUACGACGGGACCUACGAUGACUAUGAGUACUCGCGUCGCUAUGCAGCGGACGGAGUGGCGGCGAUCGCUUUGGAGGAAGAGAAACGACAGUUUGCAGCGAUACUCAAGCUGAGAAGUGACAAGAACCCGAUAGAUGAGGAUGCAUGGCGAAGAAAUCUCUACGAUGCGCAGAAGCGUAAACAAGAGGAGGAACGGAUACAACUUCUUCAAAGGUUGCGCCUCGAAGAUGAGCAACGCCGCAAACGGGAGUCGCAGGAGAAGCAGCGCAAGGAGAAAGUCGAGCUAGAGGCUCGUAGGAAGCGUGAAACAGCGGAAGCUGAUCAGGCUGCCCGUUCGUUCCUGUUUAAGAGUGCUUUGAAAGCCCAUGUGGACGUCGUAAAGAGGAUGGUUGAGAUAUCUCCAGCUGAAUUGGAGUCGAUGCCAGACAUCCCAAGGUUCCACUCGGCUUCAACAACACGCAUCACAGGAUGGGAGUCUAUGACUGCAAUGGAGGACAUUAGGCAUCCAGGCGAGGGACAAGGAAUGCAGGAGACGUUGUUGCAUGUGGCAGUCCGUGCCGGAUGUCUCGACCUUGUUGUUUUCUUCAUAACCAAAGGCAUUUCCCUGGAUGUUUAUGAUUCAGAAGGACGAAUGCCACUGCACACUGCUGCCGAAAGCAGCGCACCCUUAGAGAUAUGUAGGCUGUUGGUGGAGAAGGCGCCGUUCCUCGUCGAUAAAAGCAGCCUCAAAUCUGGGAAGACAGCACUUCAUUACGCUGCCCAGAGCGGCUGUGGUGACCUCGUAGCUAUGCUAUUACAGCACCAUGCUAGGAUCAGCAUCGCCGACGUCGAGGGAAAUACUCCAGAAAUGCUUGCUAAGGCUGGAUUGGAUCGCGAAAAAUCAUCCAAAGCAAAGGCCCAGAAAUACCGAGCUGUGCUACAACAUCUCCAAAAGGCAGUGGCAGCUAUCAAGGAAGCACAGAGACAGAAGGAUGCGUUCCUGGAGGAACUAAGAAGAAAGGAACUAGAGCUGAUGAGAGAGGAAGAAGAGAAAGAUAGGGCUGCUCGUCGGAAACAGGAAGAGAAGCUGGAGGCGGACCAGCGAAGGAGGGAGGAGGAAGAAAAGGAGCUGGCGCGUUUGAAGGCUUCGGCGGCCGGUCUCUACGGAAAUAACGGCGGCGGAGGUGGAGGCAAAAAGAAAAAGAAAAAGAAGGGCAAGGGCGGCAACGAUGCACAGAUGGCUGCUAAAGAGACAUCGUCCACCAGAACGCUCGCCGCGCCUGUCCAACCUAGCCCUGGCAAGUCUGGGUCGCCAUCUCCAAUCGGUUCUCCUGCAGCCAGCCAACCUUCAGCUUCGCCUGCAACUCAUUCAAUACAUGCAGUUAGGCAGUUGCCCAUUCAAUUGACCACCCACGCUGUUAUCUCACAUACCAUCUCGGCUAUACCAGCGCCUUCUACUUUGGGACCACUAUCGAAACCAUCGAUGUCUGGAACAGUAACAUUCUCAAAACCAUCAACCAUACCGCUAGCCCUUUCAAGGCUUCCCAAAGCCAAGACAAAUUAUCGCCCUUCACAAUUGGUGGUGACUAGAAUGGCGGAUAUGGGCUUUCCAGAGCGGGACGUCAGGAAGGCUCUGAUUCAAACGGAAGGGAGAUUUGAGGAGGCCAUCGAGCUGCUGACUAGCAGCGCGCCUCUCGCUGAUGAUUCAGAAGACGAGGCUGAACGUAUAGCAGAGGAGGCGACUCGGCGGAAAGCAAUGACCCAGGACACACCUCUUCUGGCGCCCACUCCAACGGAGACGAGGUCGUCCAACAUUGACCAGAUCUCUGCAAUGACAGUAACAGCAACUCAGUCAACUUCACCAGAGCUAACUUCUGUGGCAGCAGCAAUAACGAAAUCAGCAGACUCACAGCAAUCGCUUCUUGGUCUUCUCACUGGAUCUGAGCAUCAAAGCCCAAGCUCUAGUCCUGCCUCUAAGGGACCUUUUGACCACUCUAUACAAAUUCUACAGCGUCCACGCUCUAUGGCUCCUCAUGUGCAGAUGCGAUCCGUACCUACGCAGGUUCUACAGCGUCCUUCCUCGUAUAUUCAGGUAUCCCCUCCAGCCGCCUCAGGAAAACCUCAGCUAAGCCAAGAAUCAUCAGCUCCCUUUCAUACGCACUCGUCCGUGGCAGCCAAUACAUCUACCACCGCAGAACCCUUCCUUGCCCCGCUUGCAGCACCCCCUGUACCACCUACCCGAGCGCGCUAUCUGUACGGAUCAUCCUCUGUUCAGAGCCAAGGUCAGCCACCCACUGUUCCGCUUACACGCUCACUAUCUCCUGACGGCUGCCACUACAUUCCAAAACCAGCACAGGAGUCGCAGAUCCAGAUCAUGCCCGCCCUUGCGCAAAACAAUAGGGGCGGACAUGUACUGCAGAGAACUACGAGCAUGCGAGGCAAUGACGCGAAUCACCAUAGCAGUAUAUCCUCACAGUCACCCUACGCCAUCUAUGGAACAUCAGCAUCUGCCUCCACUGAAGCGUCGUGGGAGACACAACCAGGCGUUCAAAAUGCAUUCUUCGGCUUGUCACCAAUCCAGCGACCUACAUUCCCCGCCAAUGGUUUUAUCACUACCCAAGGCGACUUGUGGAGAGCAAUACCACAAUCCUGCCCCAGUCCUUCAAGGCCUUUCGAAGAUCUGUUGCGAACCAAUACAUCAGCGGGCUACAGGCGAGCGUCAUUUGAGAUACUGGCCGCCAGCACGGAUAGAAUGCUGCACCAAAGCCAGAUGGAUACCAUUCAUGCUAUGGAUGAUGCCGCAGAUGGAAGCAUGAUCAAGGAUGUCUUGGCUAUGACAGGAGCGAUUGACCUUAAUGAACUUGAGGAUACACUUUCGGAUUACUCUCUAACUGACACGACUGGAACUUCAUCACGACCUAAAGCGCAAUCCUCAGCGGCUGUAGGGGAGGGGAGGACUCAAGCUACCAAUGGCGCCCAUAACCCUGUGGCGAGUCUGUGGAAGUAUGGAUCGUUCACUCAGGACAUAUCUAGCAUGACACACUCAUGGUCCUUGUCAUCGUCGUCUCAGAAAAACUUUGAUGUGAAGACCGAUGCGGACCAAAUUUACCUCUCACACAGACAACGGAAUACUGGACUUGGACUCGGGCUUGAUCAGACAGUUCUUCAGACGUCAAAUAUGAGGAUGUCUUCGAACGAGUCCAGAUAGGGUUAGCAGUGGUGGACCCUCUAUGCACAUUGGCAACAACAGUAGCAUUUUUGACAAUGGCAGCAGCGCUCUCCCCGAGGGACUGAGCGGUAGACAGCUCUUUGGGUAUUCGGAUUCGACAUCCAAGGGUAGCGAUAACUUAUUCAGGGAAGAUUACAUCGAGGACCGCUCCGACGCAGGC